AUGUCAGUCAAGUUUGAACGGGAUACCUUGCGGCAGACAACGCAGAAUGCCGCUUCCAACGCACUGCCCCAGGGCCAGAUUCCUGGCACCAGCGGCAAGCAUCCUCUUGCUGAGAAGGUCGGCACGGCUCUAACGGGAGGCAUACAGAAUGCUGGUACUAAAGGCUAUCUCGCUGCCUACAUUAAGCAGCUCGAGUCGAAUCCCCUCCGAACAAAGAUGCUUACCGCUGGUUCUCUCGCUGGUGCCCAAGAGUUGAUUGCCUCAUGGCUCGCCAAGGACCGCAACAAGCAUGGCCACUACUUCACCUCUCGUGUCCCCAAGAUGGCAGCGUACGGCGCUCUUGUUAGCGCGCCUCUUGGCCAUUUCCUCAUUUGGCUCCUUCAAAAGGUCUUCCGUGGCCGAACCAGCCUAAAGGCCAAGAUAAUGCAAAUUGUUGUCAGCAACCUGAUUAUUGCGCCUAUUCAAAACAGCGUUUACUUGGUCGCCAUGGCUCUGAUCGCUGGCGCCCGCACCUAUCACCAAGUUCGCGCAACGGUCAAGGUCGGCUUCUGGAGAGUCAUGCGCGUCUCUUGGAUCACAUCCCCCAUCUGCCUUGCCUUUGCUCAGAAGUUCUUGCCCGAUCAGCUUUGGGUGCCAUUCUUCAAUAUUGUCUCCUUCAUCAUUGGGACCUACAUCAACACCGUGACCAAGAAGAAGCGUCUUGCUGCUCUUCGCAAGAAGCACUUCGGUGAUGGUCGACCUAGUGCGAGCAUGGGCCGCCCCGACGACUACCCUCCUAUGGGCCCCAACCCUCCUUACUAG
Molecule: messenger RNA, 801 nt
Organism: Pochonia chlamydosporia 170
Lineage: Eukaryota; Fungi; Ascomycota; Sordariomycetes; Hypocreales; Clavicipitaceae
Product: MPV17 / PMP22 family domain-containing protein
Exons: 3
Coding region: 1-801 (266 amino acids)
Cellular component (GO): cytoplasm; membrane
Source: RefSeq, a predicted model, not a curated record